Messenger RNA from Penicillium canescens, 591 nucleotides. RefSeq lists its product as uncharacterized. The coding region runs from base 1 to 591 and encodes 196 amino acids. The record is from RefSeq and is a predicted model, not a curated record. NCBI's taxonomy places the organism in Eukaryota, Fungi, Ascomycota, Eurotiomycetes, Eurotiales, Aspergillaceae. The transcript has a single exon.
AUGUCGACUCCGCCGCCUGCGUUUCGGGUCUCAGAUAUCCCGGACUCACAUCCAGGAAGUUGCGGCACUGCAAUGAGUGAAACAUUCAUACAUCUCUGGGCUGCGCUCGGAUGGCGCGAGGAUACGCCAGAGUACCCCAAACUGUCUCACGCCUUUCUGCAGAUGGAGAAACUGCGCGCUGGAUGGACCAACAGCGAGAUAGCAGCUUCUUUGGUCAGGUCCGGACUUGAUAUGUCCAAUUUACUCUUCAAAGAUCUCCUUAGAGACAUGGAUGAGGAAGAUAUUGGUCCUAUCAAGGAUGCAUUCAACUUCGUGGAAGGAGUUCCAAAACUCAAACUGUGGACCGAUGAGGUGGCCCAAUGGGAACCUUCUGAUUCAGUGUACAUGGCUCUUCUCGAAUAUUUCACUGAGGUUCGAGAGAGGGAGAGCCCCCAGUUUGGGAGGAAUUUAACAGUCGCAAGGAGUACAGGCGUUUUCAAUAGUCGGUACGUUCUAGGCUGCAACAAGGCCGAGGACAGUCUCCCGUAUGUCAUUGCACAUCCCUAUUAUCGCGCCUGCUAUUUGAAGUUCCGUCGCAUUUUCUACAUUUGA